GCUGCAAAUUUCUUAGAUUUUUGAGUAGGUGAGUUCUUCUGACUUCUUCACCAUCAUUGAGUUCAAACUUUUGACUUUUUUCAACAAAGACUUGAACUCAAAACAUGUCUCAAACUACUUCUGGGUUUUUGAGCUGUACAUUUACUUCUAGUGUUUUUAUAUUUAUGAUACAAAUGUUUUUGCAGAGAUGAGGUAGCACUGCAAGAUGUCAGAUAUCCAUCUUGGCUUGCCAUACUGCUCAACCAGUGGAUUGGUUGACCAUUCAAUCAGCCUUGCUCAAGACAUUGGCAAUCUUUAUUUGAAUAGCGAAUUCAGCGAUGUCGUCUUGGUGGUUGGGAGUCAAAGAUUCUACGCCCAUAGAGUGGUGCUUGCUGCUCGCAGCAACUACUUCAGAGCCAUGAUGUACGGAGGGCUGCAAGAGUCUCAUCAAACUGAAGUGGAGAUAAAGGAUGCUAACUUAAUAGCUUUUAAGAUCCUUCUCAAGUACAUUUAUCAAGGAUAUGUGGCACUCCACACUGAGAAGGAAGAAACUGUACAUGAGAUCCUGGCUCUCUCACAUCAAUAUGGCUUUGAGGAGCUUGAAGCUGCAGUGUGUGACUACCUCAAGGAGACUCUUUGCAUUAACAACUUCUGCGUCAUCUACGACCUGUCUCUUCUCUACUGCCUCAAUGGGCUCCGCACUGUCUGUCAGGACUUUCUGGACAAAAAUGCUCAAAUAAUAGUGAAUCACUCUUCCUUCAAGAUGCUAUCACCUAUGGCCCUGAAAAGUAUUAUAUCGCGUGACAGUUUCUGUGCUCCAGAAGUUGAUAUUUUUUGUGGUGUUUGGGAGUGGGCCAAAGCCAACAAUGUUGUUGACAAGGCUCUGCUGCAGGAGGUUAUAUCACUCAUCCGCCUUCCGCUCUUGUCCCUCCUGGAUCUACUGAAUGUUGUACGGCCGUCGCAGCUUCUCUCUCCUGAUGAUAUUCUUGAUGCAAUCAAAGCUAAAAACGAGUCCAGGGACAUGGAUUUGCAGUAUCGGGGAUAUCUCGUCGCAGAAGAGAACGUGGCGACUCCAGCGAAGGGCGCCGUCGUCCUGACGGGCGAGAUGAAGAACAACCUGCUGGAUGGCAACACCGUUAAUUAUGAUAUGGAUAGAGGCUUCACACGUCACUCCAUCGACGAGAGUCCCCAGCACAUCCUGGUCAAGCUCGGCAAGCCUUGCAUCAUCAACCAUCUGCGCCUCGUCCUUUGGGACAAAGACCCCAGGUCCUACAGCUACUACAUCGACGUGUCCAUGGACCAGAAGGACUGGGUCAGAGUGGUGGACCAUACGCUCUAUCACUGCAGGUCGUGGCAGUACCUGUACUUCCCGGCUCGUGCGGUCCGCUACAUCAAAGUUGUGGGCACCAACAACACCGUCAACAGGGUCUUCCACAUCGUCGCCCUCGAGGCAUACUACACCAAACUGCAGGUCGUCCUGCAUCAUGGCCUCAUUGUGCCGCGCAGCAACGUGGCGCUUGUGUCACGCAGUAGCGUCGUGGUCGAGGGCGUAAGCAGGAGCCGUAAUAAUUUGCUCAAUGGCGACGUGACGAACUACGACUGGGACAGCGGCUACACCUGCCACCAGCUAGGCAGCGGCUCCAUCUGCGUCCAGCUGGGGCAACCCUACUGGCUCGGCUCCCUGAGGCUACUGCUGUGGGACUGCGACGAGCGCUCCUACAGCUACUACAUCCACAGCUCCGUGAACGGCAGAGACUGGGAGGUCGUCACGGACAAGACCCGCGAGUGCUGCCGCUCCUGGCAGAUCAUUCAGUUCACUCCCAGACCCGUGGUCUACUUCAAGAUCGUGGGCGUGUUCAAUACGGCUAACGAGACCCGCCUUGUGCCGCAGGUGUUCCACUGCGUUCACUUUGAGUGCCCGGCGAGCACAAUCGAGUGCCCCAUCACGGAGACUUUACCCUCCUCUGCCACCAUCACCUCCAUCACCACAACCACCACCAUCACCUCCCCCUCUCCUCCUACCCAUGGCAAUGCCCCGGAUGCAGCUACCAGGGGCCGACGGUCCCGGUCACGUGGCAGCGCGCGUGCGUACGUCACUCACGUCGGGCCCGUCAUGGAGAAUCACCGUGGCCCGCCUGACGCCGUCAGCGACGACGACGGGGAUCAGAAAUAUGAGUUUGACAUGAUGGCGGAGUCGAACCGCAGCCCGGAGCUGGAUGCCCCACAGCAGCAGGCUGCUAACGCUGUGGCUGAGGCUGCAGGCGACGAAGCUGCGGCCGCAGCAGAUGGUGCAGGUUUAGACGACCGCCUUGCUUUCUCGUCGGCCGCCAGUAACGGCUGCUCCGACCACAGCAGCAACGACCUCUUCUUCGGUUCAGCCAGCGACGUGGCGGCCAAGAACGGUUCGUUGGCGCCCUUUGAGGCCCAGGAGGUGGAGAGCGUCCAAUCUUGCGCGAGCGCCUACAGCGGUGCUGACCAAUUCUCCGCCGGCGAGGGUGGGUCCGCUGUGGAUUACUCGACCCUUGGGGCCAGGCCCCGACGCUCGCUCAGAACCACCGACUACCCAUACAGCCACAGCAUGCCGCCCUACUACCAGCAUUCCCGAGGCCCCCUUUCCUCGCUACAUUUCUUCGCUCAGCAAUGUCCUGCAGCCCUCUCAGGUGCCAGCUCCAACUGUCAGCUCCCUGGCAGCAGCUCCCGCUCCAACAGCACCGCCCACUCCUCCCCCACCCACUCAGAGUAUUCUUUCACACGCUCCUCCAACUCCCCCACACGCUCCGAAUACUCGAACUUGUCCUCGUUGCAGAACAACAGGUCUGGGGGGUCAGUCAAGCUGGUCAACCCAGUCCUGGACAUGCGUCAGGGCUUAGGGUACUGCAUGGGAGCUGGGGGACUGGGUGCAGGGGGCAGUGAAGGAGGUGCUGCCCCUUCCACCCUCGCCGAGGUGGAGGUCGGUUCUGCCAUCACCUCUUCGUCGGGCAGCGCCGUUUACCCGCGACCGCCUUCACCGCUGCUGCUGGAGAGACACGAUCACGUCGACGAGAAAGACGACUCUGAAAAAGAUUGAUCGUGCUGCAACUUGCUCUUCGCCUGCCCCAACGUGCUCUUCGCCUGCCCCGAUGUUCUCUUCGCCUGCCCCGACAGGCUCCUCGUUAUCAAAGGAGUGGAUGUUCGCAGGACGAUAUGACUGCCUCAAAUUAUUAUAUGUCUCGAUAAGUGUUUUUUAAUAAAUUCGUUUUCGAGCAUGAAAGCAUGAGCAUGGAGUAUGGUCCCUGUUACUGUAGGUUUGCGCGACGCGUGUGUGACCCGCUGCAUGCGGUAAAUGCCUCAUACCCUACGAUGUGUGUGAUCAAUUUAUCCUCGUAGUUUGAUGAAAAUAAACUUACCGGCAUUCCUUAUCGACCAGCAGCUUAUUUAUUUAUGUUCAACUGCCUGCAUGUAGGAUUUUUUUUUUGUCUGAAAAUGUCAUGGCUACGCGCGUCUUACAAUUUUUUUUUAUUCCAAUGAAGUCUUGAUAAAUUUCGUUACAUAAUUGUUUCAUAGGAUCUCUUUGUUAGUGCGAGGCUGUUUGUGUGUAAUUAUUACCUUCGUUAGUGCGAGGCUAUUUGUGUGUAAUUAUUACCUAGAAGUUCUGAAAAGCAGUUCUCACAAUUCUCAAAUGUUGUACAUAACUCCUGCCAUUAUAUCUUCAUGGCCGGUCAUUUUAAUCUUGAAUUAUCCAUGCUCGUAAAUGUCAUCCUAGUCCGUUCCCUGACGCGGUUAAUUCUUAACAAAUUAUUUUGUGAAUAUAAACUAAAAUAACGCU
Messenger RNA from Hyalella azteca, 3784 nucleotides. RefSeq names its product BTB/POZ domain-containing protein 9-like. Lineage: Eukaryota; Metazoa; Arthropoda; Malacostraca; Amphipoda; Hyalellidae. The record is from RefSeq and is a predicted model, not a curated record. Gene Ontology annotation, biological process: circadian behavior; modulation of chemical synaptic transmission; adult locomotory behavior. The coding region runs from base 206 to 3046 and encodes 946 amino acids. The transcript is spliced from 12 exons. Gene Ontology annotation, molecular function: protein binding.